AUGUAUACUGCAGAGUGCCAGUUUGAUGUUCCUCCUGAUGGUGUGCUCAGGGGCCAUGCAUAUGUUGCAACUCUUGAAGCACGAAUCCAGAGUCUAGAAAGGCAAUUACGCGCAAAGAACUCGGUUCAAUCGACUUUGACCCCAGGCACAACUUGUUCAGACCCCAAUGAUCAUGAGGGAGACGCGCCUGCUCUGAGUUUCUUUAACCAGGGGACUGAAGAAUCCAUCAACGGAGCCCGUCAGGAUGAACCACUAUUAUCACAGGCAAAUUUGCAUCAGGAAAAUAAUUCCCGAGAAACUGCAUCUUGUCAUGGUUCAACACCACAACGACAAUUAACAGGGGCCCUUAUGGGGCCCACACAUGGGAGGAAAGCAUUGAGCUCUGAAAUUACAGCCUUGGAAAUGCUCCAGGGCAGGCCAUUUAUCUCUGACAUCGAAGGAGACGAUCUCCCUACCCUUCCGCCUAGCAACCAAGCGAGGCAGCUUGUGGAUACAGCUUACUUCUACACCCAAGCACGUUAUUGUAUAACCGACUGGGUUCAGCUACGUGAAUGGCACCGAGAUCGCGAGGCCAUUGCAUACACAUCUACCCAAGGCCCAGUCGAAUCACAAACAGGUAAAUUUUACUUUAUGCAACCGGAGCGAUCGAACACAGCUGAUUCUCAGCCAGGGGCCUUUUUCAUUUGGAUAAUCUACGGCAUUGGGGCCCGUUUGGUUCAGACCCCCGAGAAUUCAUCAGAGGCAUAUUUCGCUCGCGCUCGACUUUACCUCCCUGCUGUGAUGGGGUUACAAAACUUGACUACAGUGCAGGCUCUUCUUAGUCUUGUACAGUAUUACUUCCGAGCGCCAACCGAAUCUCCAAUAUGGGAUAUCGUAGGAGCUGCCUUGCGGCUGUGUGUCAGGCGGAGAUACCAUCGCAAGACUACGAGCUCUCCCAAUGCCAAAGGCCUAGAUCCAUACACAAUUGAGCUUCAGAAACGGUUUUUCUGGUGUGCAUAUUGUUUUGAUCGAUGUCUCGCGAUUUUAACCAAACUCCCUUUCGGAAUUAGCGAUUCAGACAUCGACGUGGAGAUACCCGUUGAUAUCGACGAUACUUGUACAGAUCAGGAGAAGAUUCUUGACCUUCAAAUGAGGCAGGCUGCUGGAGAUACGAUUUAUGGAAAGGGGACGAUUACAACGAUGACUGCGGCUUUACAUCAUUUACAAUCAUACAGGAUCAGAUCGAGGAUAUUAACAAAUUUCACUGGGCCGCAUGCUCAAGUCCCUUCGUUGACCGAGGUGGAAGAGCUUCUCUCUGAACUGGGACAAUGGAGACAACAAGCACCCCAAAAACAAGAUUCGAGAACCUUCCCCCUCCAAAACCCCGACCGAGUCCAAACAACAUACCUCCAGGCGGCUUCCCUCUUGAUUCGGCCCAUUUUGACGGGCAAUGCAGUGGAUCCCGAUGUAAUCCGGCUGUGUGUUGAGUUCGCGGCCGAGGCAUGUGAAAGUGCAAAAGCCGUGAGCCUAAAUCCACAAACACUCCCAGAACGUAUCAGCGUGUACCAUUGUUUCUAUUGCGGCAUUGCACUCUUGCAAUGUUUGACAAUCAAGCCGACGGCGUUAAGCCCGAGACGCUCCCACCAAGCAAUCAGCGCAUGCUUGAGUGCAUUAGCCGUCUACACGCGAGUCUUGCCUUCGGUUGCACCGUUUCUUCAGCUCUUCGAGGAUGUAUCCAAUCUUUUUGUCCGCAAUGACCAUGGGUCCGAAAUCCACCCCACUUCGAAAGUGCGUCAUGUGUUGAACAGGAUCGUGUCCAGUGAUCCAUCCGAGGUAUCAGGAAUUUUGCAAUCUUUGUCUCAUCAAGACAGCCAGCAGGUUACGUCGGCGCCAACUCCCGAGCCUUUGGAAAUGGAACCAACGACAAUUCAAUACGAUUCUAUCCUGGGUGGCCAGUCUUCGGUGGUGCUUGGCGCCGGGGAUUCGAUGUUCCCACUCGGGAUGCCUCUGGACAUCUCCCCCUUGUAUGCACCCGACACGGACCUAACGGGUCUGUGGACAGGGUCAUGGUUGGACCCGUCAUCAACAGAAUUUUCCCAAAUAUCCGCUGGAGACAUGAUGGAAUGA
Messenger RNA from Penicillium alfredii, 2106 nucleotides. Its product is annotated as fungal specific transcription factor domain-containing protein. Bases 1 to 2106 code for a protein of 701 amino acids. The record is from RefSeq and is a predicted model, not a curated record. Lineage: Eukaryota; Fungi; Ascomycota; Eurotiomycetes; Eurotiales; Aspergillaceae. The transcript has 11 exons. Gene Ontology annotation, molecular function: zinc ion binding; DNA-binding transcription factor activity, RNA polymerase II-specific; sequence-specific DNA binding. Gene Ontology annotation, biological process: positive regulation of transcription by RNA polymerase II; DNA-templated transcription.